UCACUUGAACACUUUGCCUCCCACGGUUUUGUCCUUUCACCCAAACCCCACCCCUCCUCUCCACAUACAAUGUCUCAACCAGGAGGCGACAUACAAGAGCGGAUCGCUGCCGCACGUCGUGAGGCGGAAGUUUUGAAGGAGAAAAUUCGGGCGAGUAGGGAGGCCUCAGCUGACACAAGCUUACGGGCUAUGGCUGCCGAGGUUGACACUCUGCCUCGAAUCGUCAUGCGACCUCGGCGUUCACUCAAGGGUCAUCUCGCAAAAAUCUAUGCUAUGCAUUGGGCCGCUGAUCGUCGACAUCUCGUCUCCGCAUCACAGGAUGGAAAGCUUAUUGUAUGGGACGCCUACACGACCAACAAAGUUCAUGCCAUCCCUCUUCGCUCAAGUUGGGUCAUGACCUGUGCUUAUUCACCAUCAGGGAACUUUGUAGCAUGUGGUGGUCUUGAUAAUAUCUGUUCUAUCUAUAACCUUAACAGCAGAGAAGCCAAUGGCGUCAGAGGUGGGCGCGAAUUGAGCGCUCAUUCUGGUUAUCUCAGUUGCUGUCGUUUCAUCAACGACAGGCAAAUCGUCACUAGCUCCGGUGAUAUGACUUGUAUGCUUUGGGAUAUUGAAGCUGGUGUGAGAGUGGUUGAGUUCAGUGAUCACACUGGGGAUGUCAUGAGCUUAUCUCUCGGUCCGAAUCAGAAUGUUUUCGUCUCUGGUGCUUGUGAUGCGACCGCCAAGCUGUGGGACAUCCGCAGUGGUCGUGCAACCCAGACGUUCACAGGUCAUGAGUCAGAUAUCAACGCUGUCCAAUUCUUCCCAAAUGGCGAUGCAUUUGCCACAGGAUCGGACGAUGCUUCAUGCCGGCUUUUCGAUAUACGUGCGGAUCGUGAAUUGAACAGCUUUACGCACGACAACAUUCUUUGUGGUAUCACUUCCGUCGCAUUCUCGAUCUCUGGCCGCAUUCUCUUCGGUGGCUAUGACGAUUGGACAUGCAAUGUGUGGGACACUCUACGAGGCGAGCGCGUGGGUGUUCUGACUGGACAUGAAAACAGAGUCAGCUGUUUGGGUGUAAGUGUGGAUGGGAUGGCCCUUUGCACUGGUAGUUGGGAUAGCACUCUCAGGGUUUGGGCAUAAUGGAAACUGUGGACUAUCUCUUUCGUCAUCUUGCUAUAUCCUCUAUGCUCACCUGCGUGCGGCGCUUGCGACGUACGCCUUCGAGUCGGUCCUUACUCAUCAUUAGUUUCAUGCUCGCUGGUAUACAUAUAUUGUCUCGUAUCAGGUCAUCUGCUGCUACCCAGAUAUUAUUCCUUGAUGUUUUUUUUUCUCCUCGACCGUAUUUAGUGAUGAAUUCAAAUCGUCAUCCAAA
Messenger RNA from Suillus plorans, 1351 nucleotides. Its product is annotated as WD40-repeat-containing domain protein. The coding region runs from base 70 to 1119 and encodes 349 amino acids. NCBI's taxonomy places the organism in Eukaryota, Fungi, Basidiomycota, Agaricomycetes, Boletales, Suillaceae. Gene Ontology annotation, cellular component: heterotrimeric G-protein complex; cytoplasm. Gene Ontology annotation, molecular function: signaling receptor complex adaptor activity; protein binding. The transcript is spliced from 5 exons. The record is from RefSeq and is a predicted model, not a curated record. Gene Ontology annotation, biological process: G protein-coupled receptor signaling pathway.